Diceros bicornis minor is the source of this 7454-nucleotide messenger RNA. It is a transcript of the gene IPP, whose product is annotated as intracisternal A particle-promoted polypeptide. Gene Ontology annotation, molecular function: actin binding. The record is from RefSeq and is a predicted model, not a curated record. The coding region runs from base 2868 to 4442 and encodes 524 amino acids. NCBI's taxonomy places the organism in Eukaryota, Metazoa, Chordata, Mammalia, Perissodactyla, Rhinocerotidae. The transcript has 8 exons.
AGGGCCUGCGUCCUGGGUGCGUCUGUGACGGGGGUGGGCAUUUGCUCUUCGGCUCUCUCCGGCUCUCGGGACCCUGCAGAGGAGAGUGAGAGGAGCCUCUGGAUCCGGCUCACUCCCGCCGCUCAGGCGUGCCUCUGACAGUGGAAGUGUUUUCGCCCUCCCCGAGAUCUUCUGGACCGCUCCUGCCUGUCCUCUCCCCCCCCACCCGGGGAAUCUGAAGGCCGAGCCUCCUGCCCGUCUGCUGGCCCCAGACUUGUCUGAGAUGCCUUCUCUGCCGUUUAGAUAGCGCCAGAAUGUUGAUCCGCCUUUAAUGUCGCAGCAGUUUACGGGUGGCUCUCCGGGUCCAACCCCUAACUCAAGCACAAAGAGCCUCAUUUUUUGACGCUCCCUGGUCCUGGAGUUCUUUCUGACACCCUUUGCGGAAGCAGUUUACCAGAUGCUCUGGGCAGUGAAUUCAAGGCCACUAAGCAGGUUCUCUUUACUUCUUUGGGCGUCUCCACCGUUUCCUGAUAAUCUGCCUGUCAGGUUUGGGUUUCUUGAGGCAACGUGCUUUACAUUCCUAUGCAAUGUCCCGGAAUUAUUCGGUCACACCAUGUGCGCCUUUUGGAAUGAAGUACGCCGCUAGCAGUGGGAUAGUAUCAGCAGUUAACUAAGAAGCGUGCUGUCUGCUACAGUGGAUAUUCAGUGAACUCCUUCUUUUUUUGUAGCAGGAGGCAGCAUUUUAGCUCAGUGGCUGUGCUUGAUGCCUUGAAGUUGGGGGCAGCGGAGAUCCUUUGUAAUUAAACCACUGGGGUCCGAAAUCUGUUGACGGGAAGAAAUCUAAAACAAAAAAGCUUGACAGCCAUGUCAUGUUUAAUAAUAUCUGCAGGUCAGAUUUCUAUAUAGAGACAAAUACGCCGUUUGCUUUUAUAUGCCAGUUAAAUGUAAUAUGGUGACAUUCUGUAGAUACUGAUGUGAAAUUUUAGCAGCUGCCUUGGAACCUCUCAAUCGGAUUUCUCAAUAAGUUAAUUCCUAGACAAUCAUGAUAAUCACCUUAUUUUUCCUUUGAUAAGUUUGACUGCUAUAAACUUAACCACUUUUUUCUAACAUCAGCCCACACCAUUUGUCAGUCUUAUUACCAAUUCUCCUUGAUGCCUAAAUUACAAAACCUUAGUCAUCUUAGAUUUCCCCUGUGCUUCAUCUCCGUAUUUCUUAUAUUACCGAAUCUCAUGGUUUCUUGAUUCAAAAAGUAACUUGGAUUUAUCCCUUUGAUUCUCAUUGUUGAAGCUGUAAGGCUGUUUUCUAGGACUUUGUUACCUCUUAGCUCACCCCCAGAAGGCUCAAAUAACAGUUCUGAAACAUAGCUUUUGUCAUGUUUACUUUUGAUGAACCUAGAAAGGCUCAGGACCAAAUUUCUGUGCUUGAGUUUCAAAGCCCUUUCUCUAUAACCUGGCCUAGUAAUUCCUAUGUAUGUGAUACGAUGGGAAAAGCCCAGGAUUUAGAGUAAGACCUCGAUUCAAAUACCAAGUGUGUCAUUGUACUAACACUGUGUCCUUGGGAAACUGAGCUUAUUGUUAUUCGAAACUCUUAUUUCGAAUAACAAUAUUUUUUCUUCCAGCCUCUUAAUUAUUGUGAGAAUUACAGUUGGCAUAAUGUGUGGCAAAGCUAUCAGACUUAAACAAACAAAAACAGUCUAAGCUAUUAUUGUUAUUUCUCAUUGUACUCAUUCAUUUCACAAACAUUUGAAAAUCUAAUGUAUGUCAGGUACUGGUGCUACAGCUAUGGAAGAUAGGCCUUGCCCUUAAGGGACUGUCUUUCAGGGAGCUUUCUGUGUGUGUGUGUGUGUGUGUGUGUGCGUGUGUGUGUGUGUGUGUGUGUACGGAGUAGGGUGGUAGAGUGCCUGACAAGGUCGAGUGUGAUAUAGGCUGUAGAAUAGGUAAGCCUAGGGUGAGCACCAAACCCAGAGGUGAGAGGAACCAGGCAGGGUUCCAGGAGGAAAUUAUAUUUGAACAGAGUCUCGAACUAUAACAAAGAUCCAGAAGGAGAAGGUGGGGAAGGGUGCCAUGAAAGAGACACUUUUAGAGAACUACAAGUUUUUUUUGACUACUAAGUUCAAAGAGGAGUAUCGGAGAUAGGACUGGAUAGGUAGACAGGGGUGAGAUUUGAAGGACUUUGUGUGCUAAGGGAAGUGUACAAAUUGAAGGAUUUUAAGCAGGCAGUUGGCCUGAUCACAGUUGCUUUUUGGAAGUUCAUUCUGGCUGCAGUGUGUGCCUCCUUACUGCAGUGUACAAAAGUUUCUUUUUGCCAUUGUGCUUUUCCUUAUUUUUUAUUUUUUUGCUGAGGAAGAUUCUCCCUGAGCUAACAUCCGCUGCCAAUCUUCCUCUUUUUGUAUGUGAGCCGCCACCACUGCAUAGCCACUGACAGGCAAGUGGUGUAGGUCAGUGCCUGGGAACUGAACCCAGGCUGCUGAAGCAGAGCAUGUGGAGCUUAACCACUGGGCCACUGGGGCUGGCCUUCCUUAUUUUCUUUACUCCACCCAGAAGGGCUUAUGACCUCUCCUCAUACCUUAAUACUAUUUAUCUUUCAUUAUCCAGUUCAGGUCCUAUUUCUGCUGUGAAGCAUCUUCCAAUUGUUUUAGCCCCCAUUACUUAUUUCCUUCUCUGAAAAACCCUAUUUGGAAUAGUUCCACACAGUUUAGUCUUUGUUUCCUGUGUGCUUAUGUCCCUAAGUAGAUUGUAAGCUCUUUGAGGAUAGGGAAUGUUUCCCUUAUGUGUAUGAAUAGGAGACAUGUUAAACACAAUACUAUGUUGCUUGGUCUCUUUCUACUUUGUUUUUCAGGGUGGGACCAGAUUAUGGGCAACAGUCCUUUUAAUUAAUCUAUCAUCAUCAUGGCUAAUGAGGGCUGUCCCAAGGCUGGUGAAAGUCCUUUUUCAUCAGAUAAACAUGCCCAACUCAUCUUGGCCCAGAUUAAUAAAAUGAGGAACGGACAGCAUUUCUGUGAUGUGCAGCUGCAAGUCGGGAAGGAAACUUUUAAAGUUCAUCGGCUGGUUUUGGCUGCCAGUAGCCCUUACUUUGCAGCUUUGUUCACUGGAGGAAUGAAGGAGUCCUCAAAAGAUGUUGUACAGAUUUUAGGAAUUGAAGCUGGAAUCUUUCAAAUACUUCUAGAUUUCAUUUACACAGGUAUAGUGAACAUAGGUGUGAAUAAUGUCCAGGAGUUGAUUGUUGCUGCAGACAUGCUACAGUUGACUGAAGUUGUCAAUCUUUGCUGUGAAUUUCUGAAAGGACAAAUUGAUCCACUGAACUGCAUUGGGAUCUUUCAGUUCUCUGAGCAAAUUGCCUGCCAUGAUCUUCUGGAAUUCACGGAAAACUACAUUCAUGUCCACUUCUUAGAGGUUCAUAGUGGGGAAGAGUUCCUGGCACUUACAAAAGAUCAGCUAGUCAAAAUCUUGCGAAGUGAAGAGCUUAGCAUUGAGGAUGAAUACCAGGUCUUCUUAGCUGCAAUGCAGUGGAUUCUGAAAGAUCUAGGAAAGAGAAGAAAACACGUGGUGGAAGUGCUAGACCCAAUUCGAUUCCCUUUAUUACCUCCUCAAAGGCUUUUAAAGUAUAUAGAAGGAGUAUCCGAUUUUAAUCUUCGUGUUGCAUUGCAAACACUUUUGAAAGAGUACUGUGACGUGUGCAAAUCUCCCAAAGAGAACAAGUUUUGUAGUUUUCUGCAGACAUCUAAGGUUCGACCUAGGAAGAAAGCAAGAAAGUACCUGUAUGCAGUAGGUGGAUAUACUCGGUUGCAGGGGGGUCGUUGGAGUGAUAGCAGAGCCCUCAGCUGUGUAGAACGUUUUGACACCUUUAGCCAAUACUGGACCACUGUGUCUUCACUUCAUCAGGCUCGAUGCGGACUGGGAGUAGCAGUUCUGGGAGGGAUGGUCUAUGCUAUUGGAGGUGAAAAGGAUUCAAUGAUUUUUGACUGUACUGAAUGCUAUGAUCCAGUUACUAAACAGUGGACAACUGUAGCUUCAAUGAAUCAACCCCGCUGUGGCUUAGGAGUCUGUGUGUGUUAUGGGGCUAUCUAUGCUUUGGGUGGAUGGGUUGGAGCUGAGAUAGGGAACACCAUUGAACGAUUUGAUCCUGAUGAAAAUAAAUGGGAAGUAGUUGGCAACAUGGCUAUGUCACGCUACUACUUUGGGUGCUGUGAAAUGCAAGGUUUAAUUUAUGUAGUUGGGGGCAUCAGCAAUGAAGGAAUAGAGCUUCGUUCUUUUGAAGUUUAUGAUCCACUUUCCAAGCGUUGGUCUCCACUUCCUCCAAUGGGAACCAGGAGAGCAUAUCUUGGAGUGGCUGUACUCAAUGACUGCAUCUAUUCUAUUGGCGGGUGGAAUGAGACACAAGGUGCUCUUCAUACUGUAGAAAAAUAUUCCUUCGAAGAGUGUUGCCACCAUGGAAAACAGUAUGGAGAUUCCUUAGAAAAUUAAGAAGUACCGUAUGAUCCAGCUAUUCCACUUCUGGAUAUCUAUCUGAAGAAUACAAAAACACUAAUUCAAAAAGAUAUAGGCAUCCCUAUGUUCACUGCAGCAUUGUUUACAAUAGCCAAGAUAUGGAAACAACCUAAGUGUCCAUCGAUGGAUGAAAGGAUAAAGAAGAUGUGGUAUAUAUACACAAUGGAAUACUACUCAGCCAUAGAAAAAAGAAUGAAAUCUUGCCAUUGGCAACAACAUGGAUGGACCUUGAGGGUAUUAUGCUAAGUAAAAUAAGUCAGAUGGAGAAAAACAAAUACUGUAUGAUUUCACUCAUGUGGAAUCCAAAAAGAAAUAAAACAAAUGAACAAACAAAACAAAACAGAAACAAACUCAUAGAUACAGAGAAUAGAUUGGUGGUUACCAGAGGAGUUGGGGGUGGGUGAAAUGGGUGAAGGGCAUCAAGUGUAUACUGAUAGAUGGUAACUAGACUUUUGGUGGUGAUCACUUUGCAGUGUAUACAGAUGUCAAAUUAUAAUGAUGUAAACCUAAAACUUAUAUAAUGUUGUAUACCAGUUUUACCUCAAUUUAAAAAAAUUGUAUAUAUUUAAUGUGUACAAUGUGAUGUUUUGAUAUACAUAUACAUUAUGAAAUAAUUACCACAAUCAAGCUAAUUAACAUAUCUAUCACAUCACAUAGUUCCCUUUUCCUUUUUUUGCGUGUAAUGAGAGCACUUAAGAUCUGCUUCCUUAGCAAAUUUCAAGUAUAUAAUCAGUAUUAUUAACUAUAGUCACCAUGUUGUCUAUUAGAUCUCCAGAACUUAUUAAUCCUGUGUAAUUGAAACUUUAUUCUCUGUGGUUCAGUUGGAUACUUUCUCUUGCUAUGUCUUCAAGUUCGUUAAUCUUCUGCAGUGUCUAAGCUUCUAAUUUGCAGUGUCUAAUCCCAUUUAGGGAAUUUUUCAGAUAUUAUAUUUUUUACUUCUAGAAGAUCGUUUUGGUUUUUUUUUUAAUGUCUUCCAUUUCUCUCCUCAUCAUGUUCAUGUUUUCCUUUAGAUUCCUUUUUUUUUUUUUUAAGAUUUUAUUUAUUUUUUCCCUCCAAAGCCCCAGUAGAUUGUUGUUUGUCAUAGCUGCACAUCCUUCUAGUUGCUGUAUGUGGGACGCGGCCUCAGCACGGCCGGAGAAGCGGUGCGUCCGUGCGCGCCCGGGAUCCAAACCCGGGCUGCCAGCAGCGGAGCGCACGCACUUAACCACUAAGCCACGGGGCCAGCCCUAGAUUCUUGAAUAUAUUUGUAAUAUCUGUUUUAAAGUCCUUGUCUGCUAAUUCCAUCAUCUCUGUCAUUUUUGGAUCUGUCUGUUGAAAUUUUUUCUUCCCAGUUUAAGUCACAUUUUUCCUACUUUUCACAUUUCUAGUAACUUUUCAUUAGAUGCUGGACAUUGUGAAUAUUAUGUUGCUGAGUAUUUGGAUUUUGUUUUCUUCCUUUAAGAAGAGUUUAGUUUUGGUAAGCAGUUAAAUUAUUUGUAAAUCAGAUGGAUUCUUUUGAUACUUGUUUUUAAGCUUUGUAGGGAAGGUUUAGAGUUGCCUUUCCUUUAGGUCUAGUUUAGCCCUACCACUAAAGCAUGACCCUUCUUGAGUCUCAGCUGAAUAUCCUAGCUGUUCAACAAGGUCUCUUCAUUUUGUCUGGUCAGAACUGGAAUAUCAUCCAGCCUUAUGUGAGCUCUGGGAAUUGUUCAGUUUAUAACUUCUCUAAAGGAAAACUGUUUCUCUACUUACAAUACUUUUGACAACAAAUGUGUAGGUUUUCUAGAUCAAGCUGUUCUACAGUUCUCUGUGGACACUAACUCAGUGUCCUACAAGUCAAUUCAGUUCUGACACCAAUUACCCUACAGGUUAAAGGUUCAGUCCCACAAGACUGCCCCCAACUUUAGACACCAGUCUCAAGUAGUGGGUCCUUAGGUUAACCACUGACUUGGUUACGUUGUCUGAGUUGGCUCCAAAUCAGAGAUUCCCAUGAUCCAUUCCUCAGGUUCAAUAAUUUGCUAUAAUAGCUCACAGAACUCAGGAAAACACUUUAUUUACUAUUACUGGUUUAUUAUAAAGGAUAUUAUAAAGGAUGCAAAUAAAUAGCCAGAUAAAGAGAUACAUAGGGUGAGGUCCAGAAGGAUAUCAAGUGCAGGAGCUUCUGUCUCUGAAGAGUUUGGGGGGGUGUGCCACUCUUUUGGCACAUGUAUGUGUUCACCAGUCUGGAAGCUCUUGGAACCCCAUAGUUUAGGGAUUUUUAUGGUGGCUUCAUCAUAUAGGCAUGAUCAAUUAUUAAUUCAACCUCUAGCCCCACUCUCCUCCCCGAAUGAUAAGGGUUGGAGCUGAAAGUUCCAAGCUUCUAAUCCUGGUUUAGUCUUUCUGUCCCCAUCCUGAAGCUAUUCAGGAGCCCACCAAGAGUUGCCUCAUUAGAACAAAAGACACUCCUAUCACCCAGGAAAUUCCAAUGGAUUUAGGAGCUCUGUGUCAGGAAUUGGGGUCAGAGACCAAAUAUAUAUUUUUUAUUGUGUCAUAUCCUCUCCUUAGUUGUUCUUUGCCUGUUCUCAUGGAGUCUCACUUUAUGUGUGCCCAGAUUAGCAGUAUUCAGCCAAAGACACAAUGGGACCUGUAUCCUCUGGCACUCUUCCUUGCAAAUCGCAGCUGCUUCAACCUCUCUAAACUCUGAUCUCUGUCUCCUAAAUCAGCUGGCUGUCAUGCUCUGCUUGGGAUCUCCUUCUGUGUACUGUUGUGCAGAAAGCCCCUCCAGGCAGAAAGUCUGGACAACCAUGGAGUUCACCUUGCUUGUUUCUUUUUCUCAGGGAUCACAGUUUCGCAUUGCCUGUUGUCCAUUGUCUGAGAACUUUGUUUCAUAUGUUUUGUCCAGUUUUCUAAGUUUUUAUGGCAGGAAGGCAGUCAUGGCUGAAAGUGGAACUCUUUCCUGUGUCCUUUUGACAUGUUCCCAUUAUUCAUUGAGCAUUUCUUUACUUUCUGGCAUAAUAAAAUAUUUCUAGCUCA